Geodia barretti is the source of this 437-nucleotide messenger RNA. The record is from the annotation of a GenBank genome assembly. Lineage: Eukaryota; Metazoa; Porifera; Demospongiae; Tetractinellida; Geodiidae.
AUGAACUUUGACAAUUUCAGGUCUUCUGCUGUGCUCGUCGGCUUUUCUCCGGGAGAAAGGGGGCGGGGCAUGUACGCGGUUCCGCUUCUUCUUUCGUCUGUUGUUGCUGCUGCGGAGUGUGAGCUAAGGUCGUCGUUGCUAGCCGUGGUUGUGGAGGUUUCAGAGCCCGUGAUCUCCACAAGUAGAGCGGGCUUCUCUCUCCCACGGUAUGGCCGCUCAUCGCGAGGGGCGUGGUGUUCACGGCGAGUCUCCGGACACUCCCUCUUGAGGUGUCCUGGUUUUCCGCAGUUGAAGCAGAGCUGCGGAGGUCUCUGCGGACACACCUUGGCUAUGUGGCCCUCCUGGUUGCAGUGGUAGCAGCGUACAGCUCCUGCUAGAAUCGGUGCCGGAGGACCGCGGCCGCCUCUGCGGGAGCUCAUUAUGAACGGUGCGCGCUU